GAUGCCGAGAGCGUCCUGAUCCACACAACAAAUGGCCUGGACCCGGAAUACUUCAGCCGAGGCGUGAAUUCCUUGCUGAAGCACUCCGAGAUCGCCGCUGCCUCGGCCCUCUCGGGCUACGAGGCCGAGCAGCACAAGCUUUUCACGCGCUACGCGCAGAACUUGCAAGAGACACGUAUUGCCUACAACAGCUUG
Symbiodinium necroappetens is the source of this 195-nucleotide messenger RNA. NCBI's taxonomy places the organism in Eukaryota, Dinophyceae, Suessiales, Symbiodiniaceae. The record is from the annotation of a GenBank genome assembly.